ACAUUCUUUUGCGAAAUUCAAACAUGGCUGCUUAUGAUGACCAUUCCCUGGAUCCGGAAGCAAGAUUCAAAUUGCUCUCAAGUCUUGCAGAUAAUGUCCAAGUGGACAAAAAUAUUCCUACAAAAAGAUAUUUUAGAUCUGGCGUUGAGCUGGAGAGAAUGGCAGGAACUUAUUUGGGUGAAGGGAGCAUCGAAAAUGCCUUUACACUAUACAUGAAAUACAUAGUAUUGUUUGUUGAGAAGCUUCCAAAGCAUCCACAAUACAAGCAAGCAGAUUCUCUUGCAGUUAAAAAGACAAUGGAGAAUGUCAAAAAGAUUUUCCCAAUUACUGAAAAGUUAAGAAUGACAAUAAAGAAAUUAUAUUCUGAACAGUACAACAAAUGGACAUUUGAGAAAAACAAACGGGCCGAAGAAGAAAACAAAAUUAGGCAACAGAAAGAAGUAGAACUACAGCAAAAGCAGAAAGAAGAAGAAGAGAGAAAACGCCAGCUUGAACAAUUAUCAUCGCAACAGAAAAGUGGGAAAAACUUUCCCCAACCCAGCGCGCCACUUGCACCCCCACCUACUCUACAUAUAGAAGAAGACUACCCUUCAGCCCCUAAAAACAUUGACAUUGUAAACGAUCAGUCUGCCUUACCUGAUGCUCCACCACCACCCUACUCACCCCCUUCGGACUAUUUUUAUAAUCAAGACGACUUGGCUGCAGCUGACACAAGACGUCCAACAUCAACAGACCAGUUUACAAGUGAGCUGAGACCAAGCUCUACUCCUACGGUGGAUAGAACAACUAAACCAAACUCGGUUUUCGAUCGUCAAAUUUCAAGUUCAAUUAGUGGUUUACGAAGAAUUCAUGUACCACAAGCGAUCGUUAGCAGAUUUUUAAGCCUAGCAUCAAUGAACACAUUGCGAAAUGUCGAAACAUGCGGAAUACUCGCAGGAAAAUUGGCGAAAAAUGUAUUCCAAAUAACACACUUAGUAAUACCCAAACAAACUGGAACCCCGGAUUCAUGUACAACUACAAAUGAGGAAGAGAUGUUUGAAGUUCAAGACAAGUAUGAUUUAGUGACGCUUGGAUGGAUUCAUACGCAUCCAUCCCAGACAAGCUUCCUUUCAAGUGUUGAUCUGCAUACUCACUACGCGUAUCAAAUAAUGAUGCCAGAGGCAAUAGCUAUCGUUUGUGCACCCAAGUUUGACCAAGUUGGGGUUUACCGAUUGACAUCCAACCACGGAAUGUCCUUCAUAGGCUCAUGCAAUAAGACGGGAUUCCACCCUCAUCCAAAGGAACCCCCGCUGUUUGAGGAAUCAGAUCAUAUUGAGAUGGACCCAGCAAUGGACCUUAGUGUUCUAGAUUUGAGAUAAUGUGGCCAGAAAUGUUUAAAGAGUUUAUGUAAUAUCAAUUUUUAGUGUUUUCGGAUAUCAUACUGUUAGGUGCAUUUAAAAACAUGUAAAUACGUUUAAUUUGAUUUUAGUUUAGUCUCAGUCGUACCUUGUGCAAUUUAAGUUUCUUAUUACUAUUCCAGGGUACAAAAGCUAGUUCUCAAUUACCGUAUCGUUCUUCAAACCAAAUUGUAUCAUGAGAAAAGUUCCCAACCUUCGUUAACUCGUGCCUAUCAAAACCUGUCUUCUUUCCUCAAGCUUUCAUCCACAACACGUUGUCUAAAUGUUCAAUGCCAGUUGAAUGCAGACUGGGUAGGCCCAUUUGCUGGUCUGAACAAGGUUAAAGAUUUCUUUUUCUCGAUUCCAGUGUCACAGACCCAGAAAAUCAGAAAUGCUAACUCAAGUUGAGCAAGCUACGUUUCAUGCUGAAAGGUCCCCAGCCCCGUAGCUGAAGUACAAUUUUCAUUGACGUUGUUUGUUUGUUUUGAUUCAUGGGGCACAAAGCUGUCCUUGGCUGAAAGAAUACAGAAGAAUUGGUGGAACUUGGCAAGAUCAAAUCGCGACUUUACAUAUAGUCACUGACCGUGCAGGCCCAAGAACAUACGCUCGUGCUUUUCAAAUCGACUGUUUCAGCUGGAGAGCCGCUAAAUUAGCACUUUUGUAUCUCCAUAGCAACAUUGGUUGAAAAUUUUUAUAAUUAUAACUACUCGGUAGGAUGAAAUAAAGGAAAAUUUAGUUACUGGUACAUUGUCCAUUGUAAUGCAAGUAAAUUUCCAAAAAUAUAAUGGUCACACAGUCAGUGACCUGAGAAAAGGUAAUUUAAACAAGAGUUUCGGAUGACACACCUAGACCUUCUCUGAGUAGUAGAACCUGGUACGAUAAACAAUGGAGCUCCUAAGUGAAAGUUUAAAUUCAAAGCCAGAAUAACAGUAGUCCGUUAGGAAACUUAAAAUUUUUGAAAAUCUUUCAUUCAGUAGAUCUCUCCAAAUCUUUGAUUGGGUAUAUCUAAAUUAUUAACUGCUCUUGUAUAUCCAGAGGUGUUUUGUGGUGUUCUUUCAGAUUAUAAGGUCAAAGUAAAAUAU
Molecule: messenger RNA, 2458 nt
Organism: Rhopilema esculentum
Lineage: Eukaryota; Metazoa; Cnidaria; Scyphozoa; Rhizostomeae; Rhizostomatidae
Product: STAM-binding protein-like A
Biological process (GO): protein K63-linked deubiquitination
Cellular component (GO): membrane; endosome
Molecular function (GO): metal-dependent deubiquitinase activity; protein binding; K63-linked deubiquitinase activity
Source: RefSeq, a predicted model, not a curated record